UAUCUCUCACUGGCUUUUUAAUGCGAAGCUCCGAUCCCAGUGCCCCUCACUCCAAGAUUUAUGCAAGAACCGGCACAUUCAAAGCUUGAGAACAACAACCUUGGAGCAGCUUUUAGCUGGGGAGGGGAGCUUUGCACACAAGGGAGAAGAUGGAUUCUGGAAAGCAGCUGUCGGGCACUCUUAUACUGGCAGUCUUCACGGCUGUGCUCGGGUCGCUGCAGUACGGCUACAGCCUUGGAGUCAUCAACGCACCACAAAAGGUCAUCGAGCGGCACUAUGGCCGUGCCUUGGGGGUCCUUCAAAACGUGUCCCACUCCGAUAAUGCCACCGAAGGACUUCCCCACCCCACCGUGCUCAUGUACUGGUCCUUGUCCGUGUCCAUCUUCUCCAUCGGCGGCAUGAUCUCUUCCUUCUUCGUGGGGUUUGUGGGUGACCUGAGAGGAAGGGUGAAGGGCAUGCUAGCGGUGAACAUCCUAGCUGUUACGGGGGGCCUGCUGAUGGGUCUGGCCAACAAGGGCGUUCCUCACAUCAUGGUCAUCGCAGGCCGAGCCGUGAUGGGAUUCUACUGUGGUCUGUCCUCUGGCCUGGUGCCCAUGUAUGUUGGAGAGAUCGCACCGGUGGCAUAUCGAGGUGCUUUGGGCACCCUGCACCAACUGGCCAUAGUGUCUGGGAUCCUCAUUAGCCAGGUGAUUGGUCUGGACUUCCUGCUGGGGAACGAUGCUCUCUGGCCGGUCCUGCUGGGCCUGUCUGGGGCGCCUGCCAUCCUCCAGAGCCUGCUGUUGCCCCUGUGUCCCGAGAGCCCUCGCUACCUCUACAUCAAACUGGGCAAAGAGGAGGAGGCACGAAAAUGUAUGAGACGGUUCCGUGGGGAAUGUGACUUUUCGAAAGACCUGGCAGAGAUGAAGAAGGAGAAGGAGGAGGUGAUGAAGGAGGCGAAGGUGUCCAUCGUGACACUGGUGCGCUCGCCCGCCUACCGACAGCAGCUGCUCGUGGCGUUGAUGAUGCACCUCUCCCAGCAGUUCUCCGGGAUCAACGGCAUUUUUUAUUACUCGACGGCAAUUUUCUACAAAGCUGGUGUUACAGAGCCGGUCUACGCUACUAUCGGCGUGGGUGUAAUAAACACCAUUUUCACCAUGGUUUCAGUGGUACUGGUGGACCGGGCCGGCAGACGUACUCUGACCCUGAUCGGACUCGGUGGGAUGUGCUGCUGUGCCGUGGCCAUGUCCGUUGGUCUUGUCUACCUGAGCACAUACUCCUGGAUGAGCCAUGUCAGCAUGGCCGCCAUCUUCUUGUUCGUGUGCUUCUUUGAGAUCGGGCCAGGCCCCAUCCCGUGGUUCAUUGUGGCAGAGCUCUUCAGCCAAGGCCCACGGCCUGCGGCGUUAGCCCUGGGCGGCUGCGUCAACUGGACAAGCAACUUCAUCAUUGCCAUGUGCUUUCCGUACGUGGAGGCCCUUUGCGGAAGCUACGUCUUCACCAUCUUUGCGGCUCUCCUAUUCAUCUUCACCCUCUUCACGUACUUCCGGGUGCCGGAGACCAAGGGCAAGACGUUUGAGGAGAUCGCUGCCGAGUUUCAGAGCAGGCGAGGUCACCGCCCCCCCAUCGCCGCGGCGACAGAGCUGGAGCACCUGAAGUCAUCCUCAGAGGCCUGAAAGGUCAUUGUGGCUGGUGACUGCACACGGACCCAUAGAGUUCCAUAACUAUAGACAGUCAAGUUAUGUUAUCAUUUUAGCUCGUGUGUAUUUUAAGUGUUUUUAUUUAUCCGUUUGCUUAGUAAUGGGAUUGACUUAGAGCAUACUUAGUGUUAUUCAUGCUACGCUACAAGUGUUAGAGUUCAUAGUUGGUUCAAAUAAUGUCGCGUUGGUGGGAGAGUAUCAAGCAGAAUAAGUACUGUGGUCUUGUAUGAGAAGACGGGCCGAGCUGCCAGGGCCGUAAGGUAAACUGGUCAGUCGCUGGCCUGCUGGUGCACGGAAAAGUAAACCAUAAACUCAGAACUGCAGCAAAGCUCAACAAGCAAAGUCCAAUGGCUUAGAAAAGGGUCCGGCUGGCUGGCUGGCUGGCUGGUUGUGUGUUGCCCUUACCGCCGCCUUUCCUUAUACUCUUACCUCUUAUUCUGCUUAUUUGGUAGUGAGCUAGUGAGCCACCUGAGAGAGAACCAGCGUAGCUUAAUAGGCUGGGCCAGGAUUUUUUACAGUGUGGGGAUUACGCCGUUCAUGGCUUAUACCUAUAUUACAGCUGGCUUAGUAUUAUGAGAUUUACGACAUUCUGUAUUAUUAGUAUAAUAUUUCGCUACAUUUUUAUUUAUUACACCUUACGUGCUUUGUAGUUAGAGUAUGCUAUAAUACGUGUUACAAUACGUUAUAAAUGCACUCGUACUCACAGGAAGUGUUACGUUACUGUCUUUAAUCAGGAAGUAGAUUUUCUGCAAAUUUAGGGCCUUGAAAAUUUGAUGAUUUCUUUUUCCCCCCAAAUCUCUUGUGUUCUUAUCUCUUGUAUAACUAACAGUUCGGCCAUGUUAACGCCGUUCAGUUUAAGCAUUAUUUUUGCUCUGCGCUACAUUCCUUUCGAGUGUAUGCAGGACAAAAAGACUUUUUUUUAAUGGUUUCUUUUCCCAAGCUAAAAAAAAAAAAAAAAAUCAAGCGAACAGUAAUUUCUUUAUACUGCGUGUCUAUUUUAAAAUUCUCAAUUCUGAAAAUGAUUCAUCAUUUGAUCUAACAAAUAAUGGCAGGAGAAAAGGGACUGCAGAAUCCAUAGUGGGUGAGAUUAUCAUGAGCUGUCAGUCACUGGGUAGUUUAACUCCUUUACAGAAGCUAUUAUAUAGUUACCAAUAGAUUUUGGCAGCGAUUGACAGUGCACAGUAAUCCCACCUACUGUUGUGUUUCAAUCACCCUCAUUGUUGCUGAUUAAAAUGUAAUAAAGUCUAAAAACAAAGGUUUUA
Brienomyrus brachyistius is the source of this 2935-nucleotide messenger RNA. It is a transcript of the gene slc2a2, whose product is annotated as solute carrier family 2 member 2. NCBI's taxonomy places the organism in Eukaryota, Metazoa, Chordata, Actinopteri, Osteoglossiformes, Mormyridae. Gene Ontology annotation, biological process: monosaccharide transmembrane transport. Gene Ontology annotation, molecular function: hexose transmembrane transporter activity. Gene Ontology annotation, cellular component: brush border; membrane. The record is from RefSeq and is a predicted model, not a curated record.